This is a messenger RNA of Microthlaspi erraticum, 588 nucleotides long. Lineage: Eukaryota; Viridiplantae; Streptophyta; Magnoliopsida; Brassicales; Brassicaceae. The record is from the annotation of a GenBank genome assembly.
AUGGUAUUGGUGGACAUAGAGUCUGUUGUAGGCCUCUCCGCUAGCUCUUUUCCAAUUCGCUACCUUAGUUUGCCGUUAUGCACAAGAAAGUUAUCCGUCACCGACUGCGAUCCGCUGAUUACUCAAAUUAGAAAGAAGCUUAAUAGCUGGACCCAUCAGAUCUUAAGCAUGGCGGGAAGAUACACUCUUCUAUCUACAGUGAUCCCUGGCAUAGUAGGCUUCUGGAGCUUGGCUUUCUUCCUACCCAAGGCAGUAAUCAGAUGUAUUAACUCCCUCACCAGUGCUUUCUUCUGGCACGGUACAACAGACUCAGCAAAAGGGGCAAAGGUCGCAUGGUCUGAUUUAUCCUUUCCCAAAAAAGAGGGAGACCUGGGUCUUAGAGUGGGAUCCGUGGACUCCGUAUGGAUGAUCCACUACAUUGGCUGUGAUGGACCUUCAAUAAUGGUCAUUCCUUUAUUCUCAACAAUCAGUGAUCUGAUUACUCCUCAAGGGUGGUCCCUUCCUCCAACAAGGUUAGAAAAACAACUAAAUCUUCAUGCGUUUGUCACUACCUUGCAGCCAAAUACAUUGACCGAUCAAGCGGUCUAG